GGAAGUGUCAUCGGUCACGACAAAGCAGACGCAUGAGUGAGCUUCCAGACGAUAUUAAAUAAUAAAUAAGGGGGUAAAACGUGAAUAUCCUCUACGUUAUGACUUCUUCUGUUAUUUAUAAGUCCUCUGUGGCAGCUAUGAGCUUUACAAAACUAACUCUAGAGGGAGAAAAUUAGUCAUGAUGAGAGGCUACGUGUGAAAAUGUUAAAAGCCAGCGUGUCUCAUGUGCUCAGACGUCUUGUGGUGUGUUAUCGUGAUGGAGCCAAGGCGAGAGGUGUAGCCGUGGCGAGCGAGGGGAGGGCCGAGCCGAGGCUGGAGGCUCACAGGGCGGAGGAGGAAGUUCUCACAGGCGAGGGAAAAACAGAAGAACAACAGUACGUUCAGUUCGGACGAACCGGGGGAACCAGAACUCGCAAAAAAAUGCCUCCAAAGAAAAUCUGCAUCGUCGGAUCUGGAAACUGGGGAUCUUCCAUUGCCAAAAUAAUCGGCCACAAUGUCAAAGCGUCCAACCGGUUUGACCCGUACGUCAACAUGUGGGUUUACGAGGAGCUGAUCGACGGGAAGAAGCUGACGGAGAUCAUUAAUACGGAGCACGAAAACGUCAAAUAUCUGCCCGGGCACAAGCUGCCCAGGAACGUGGUCGCCGUUCCAGAGAUCACAGAGGCCGUCAAGGGAGCAAAGAUCCUCGUCUUCGUGAUCCCGCACCAGUUCAUCGCCAAACUGUGCGAUCAGAUAAAACCCCACAUCACGGAAGGAACCAUCGGGAUAUCGCUCAUCAAAGGUAUCGAUGAGGGACCAGAUGGACUGAAGCUCAUCUCAGACAUCAUCCGGGAGAAGCUGGAGAUCGAGGUCAGCGUCCUGAUGGGGGCCAACAUCGCCAACGAGGUGGCGGAUGAGAAGUUCUGUGAAACCACCAUCGGUGCAAAAAAUGAGGCGAACGGCGUUAUCUUCAAAGAGCUGCUUCAAACUCCAAACUUCCGUAUCACCGUGGUACAGGAGAGUGAUACGGUGGAGCUGUGUGGAGCUCUAAAGAACAUCGUGGCAGUAGGUGCCGGAUUCUGCGACGGCCUCGGUUUCGGCGACAACACCAAGGCGGCGGUGAUCAGGCUGGGGCUGAUGGAGAUGGUCGCCUUCGCCAAGCUGUUCUGCAAAGGCGAAGUGAGCUCCACCACCUUCCUGGAGAGCUGUGGCGUCGCCGACCUCAUCACCACCUGCUACGGAGGACGGAACCGCAAGGUCGCCGAGGCCUUCGCCAAAACGUCCAAGUCUAUCGCUGAGCUGGAGGAAGAAAUGCUCAACGGCCAGAAGCUUCAGGGUCCACAGACCUCCGCUGAGGUCUACAAGCUUCUUCAGAAGAGGGACAUGGUCAACAAGUUUCCACUGUUUUCUGCAGUCUACCAGAUCUGCUUUGAGGGCAAAGAGGUGAAAGAGUUCAUCACAUGUCUGCAGAACCACCCAGAACACAUGUGAAGGUGUGCAGCCAUGUCCACUGCUGCCGCUGCUGCUGUAGCAUUUUACAACCACUAGAGGGUGACAGAGAUUCAUCAGACGGAAACGCACAAAACCGCAACAGAGAGCACUUUGACUUGAGAUUAUUUGUACUCUUGACAUUUCAUCAAGGAUAUAUAUUUUUUCGUAGCUUCAAAAGCGAUUUUUUAAAAUUUGAUUUUACUGUUAUUUUGUGAUGAUCUCUGUAAUAUUCAUUUGGAUCUUGUGCAGCUUAAAAUAUCAAUUAAAUUAUACGUAAAUAAGCUUUGACAUUUCUUCCAACUGUGGCAAGUAUUAAAAUAUAAACCUCCUGCUAAUGGACACUUAUUGGUUUUGUAUGGGUAAUUUGAUUUGCUUUUCACUACAAUUUGUUUACUAAAACUAAUGAUAGUCUUUUUUUAUCUUCCUGUGGAGUCGUUUUGUCAAUAAAAUGAAUACAUGAGAAUGCG
This is a messenger RNA of Acanthopagrus latus (yellowfin seabream), 1937 nucleotides long. RefSeq names its product glycerol-3-phosphate dehydrogenase 1-like protein. Gene Ontology annotation, cellular component: glycerol-3-phosphate dehydrogenase (FAD) complex; cytosol. The coding region runs from base 202 to 1470 and encodes 422 amino acids. Lineage: Eukaryota; Metazoa; Chordata; Actinopteri; Spariformes; Sparidae. Gene Ontology annotation, molecular function: protein homodimerization activity; glycerol-3-phosphate dehydrogenase [NAD(P)+] activity; NAD binding. Gene Ontology annotation, biological process: carbohydrate metabolic process; glycerol-3-phosphate catabolic process. The transcript has 8 exons. The record is from RefSeq and is a predicted model, not a curated record.